AUGAAGGUGAUCAAAACAAUCCUCUUCCUCACCAUAAUAACCAUUACAACCUUAACACCCAACCCGAUUUACUCCGAAACAGGCCCUCCCGAUAGAAACUCGUUACCCAUUAAAAUUGCCCCCGGCCCAUUUCUUUCUCGAUUUCAAGUUGAAAGCUCUGGCCCACGAACGGCUCGUUUGUGCGGACAUGAUAAUCGGGCAUGCGGUCACUUCUUGUUCGGAAGUGGAAACGGGACUUGUUGCAACAAUAGGUGUGUCGAGACGGGCUCGGAUGCUAGAAACUGUGGCGCGUGCGGCAAAAAGUGUGUGUUCGGGCAAGUUUGUUGCAAGGGGGAGUGUGUGAAUCCAUACAAGGAUAGUAGGCAUUGUGGAUUUUGUAAUAACAUGUGUAAGAUUCAUGGCACGUGCGUGUAUGGCCUAUGCGACUAUGCUAUGUAA
Molecule: messenger RNA, 438 nt
Organism: Striga asiatica
Lineage: Eukaryota; Viridiplantae; Streptophyta; Magnoliopsida; Lamiales; Orobanchaceae
Source: the annotation of a GenBank genome assembly